Molecule: messenger RNA, 135 nt
Organism: Didymodactylos carnosus
Lineage: Eukaryota; Metazoa; Rotifera; Eurotatoria; Philodinida; Philodinidae
Source: the annotation of a GenBank genome assembly
AUGAUCGGCGAUACCGGCUCUAUCGAUUUAGCUAAACCUCCGGGUCGGCCUCGUAUUGUUCGAACAAAAAACAUGAUUCAAAAAGUUAAAAACCGUUUAAAACGAAAAAAACGCGUUUCAACUCGAAAAUUAGCC